AUGGAGUCUCUAACGCUGAAUAUAGAGCUGUUACAGUUACCAGAGACAUCACCAAUUUCGAUGAAAUUGAAUCAAGAUUACGUCAAGAAGCUCUUCGAUCAAUGGCUUGCUCUUCCUGAAACCAAUCGCUUGGUUGCAUUUAUGGUAAAUGAUGUCAAAUCAGGAGUUUCAUUGAAUGUUAUAUGUGGAGGAUCUUCUUCUACUACUAAUUCAGGAACUAAUAGUCCUCUGGCUACAAUGUUUCCUGCGCGCAAUGGCCCUCCUCUUUCUCCAAGAAACUCCACUGGUUUGCCUCGGAUCACUAGACAAAGGACUGGACUCUCUAAUCUUAGCUCUCCUCUCAAAGUGGUUUCUGAACAUGUUAAAGAACUCAUUCCUCAGUUUUACUUUGAAGAUGGUCGCCCAGCACCAAAUGACCAAAAAGAGCAGUGUAUAGCUAAGAUCAAUACUCUUUUCCAUGGCCAGGAGAAUGGUUUGCAACUGCAAGAAUUUAAAUUGGUUACUACUGAGAUCUGCAAGGUUCCAUCAUUUUUAUCCACCUCUAUUUUCAAGAAAAUAGAUACUGAUAACACUGGGUUUGUGAAAAGAGAGGCCUUCAUUGAUUACUGGGUUAACGGAAAUAUGUUGACAAAGGAGACCGCAACUCAGAUAUUUACAAUACUAAGGCAACCAGAUAAGAAGUAUCUUGUCAAGGAUGAUUUCAAGAAUGUGCUCCAAGAAUUAUUGGCAACACACCCUGGUCUUGAAUUCUUACAAGGCACACCUGAGUUUCAAGACAGAUAUGCGGAAACUGUAAUAUACAGAAUAUAUUACUACAUAAAUAGGAGUGGGAAUGGGCAUCUUACUUUGAGAGAACUUACGCGAGGAAAUUUAGUUGACGCAAUGCAGCAUGCUGAUGAAGAAGAGGACAUCAAUAAGGUGUUGAGGUACUUUUCUUAUGAACAUUUCUAUGUCAUAUACUGCAAAUUCUGGGAGCUUGAUACAGAUCAUGAUUUCUUGAUCGACAAAGAAAAUCUCAUCCGAUAUAGUAACCAUGCACUCACCUAUAGGAUUGUAGACCGAAUCUUUUCUCAGGUACCGAGGAAGUUUAAUAGUAAAACUGAAGACAAGAUGGGUUAUGAGGAUUUUGUUUACUUUAUACUAGCAGAAGAAGACAAGUCAUCAGAACCUAGUCUUGAGUAUUGGUUCAAGUGCAUAGAUUUAGAUGCAAAUGGAGUAUUGACUAGAAACGAGCUGCAGUUCUUUUAUGAGGAGCAACUGCAUAGAAUGGAGUGUAUGGCCCAAGAGGCGGUGUUGUUUGAGGAUAUUCUAUGUCAAUUAUUCGACAUGAUCAAACCAGAGGAUGAAGGAUAUAUUUGCCUAAAUGACUUGAAGGGUUCUAAACUUUCUGGAAAUGUUUUCAAUAUACUUUUCAACCUAAACAAGUUUAUGGCAUUUGAAACGCGUGACCCCUUCCUUAUACGUCAGGAGCGGGCAAAUCCUACAUGGAGUGAGUGGGAUCGUUUUGCUCAUAGAGAAUACAUUAGGCUAUCCAUGGAAGAAGACGUCGAAGAUGCUUCUAAUGGAAGUGCUGAAGCAUGGGAUGACUCACUUGAGGUCCCUUUUUGA
Molecule: messenger RNA, 1608 nt
Organism: Microthlaspi erraticum
Lineage: Eukaryota; Viridiplantae; Streptophyta; Magnoliopsida; Brassicales; Brassicaceae
Source: the annotation of a GenBank genome assembly